Messenger RNA from Mugil cephalus (flathead mullet), 8041 nucleotides. RefSeq names its product CAP-GLY domain containing linker protein 1a (gene clip1a). Gene Ontology annotation, molecular function: microtubule plus-end binding. Bases 448 to 7191 code for a protein of 2247 amino acids. Gene Ontology annotation, biological process: positive regulation of microtubule polymerization; cytoplasmic microtubule organization. Gene Ontology annotation, cellular component: nucleus; microtubule plus-end; cytoplasm. NCBI's taxonomy places the organism in Eukaryota, Metazoa, Chordata, Actinopteri, Mugiliformes, Mugilidae. The transcript is spliced from 28 exons. The record is from RefSeq and is a predicted model, not a curated record.
GUGCCUCAUCUUCCUGAACAUGUGUGUCCAUAUCUUUGGUCGGCCGUUGGACACACACCGUCGCUCCUACACCGGGAUGUGUCUCUACCAUUGACUGUCUAUACCAGCUCUCUACUCGACACUUGUCCGUGUGUGAGCACCGAGCAGCAGUCGUCGCGGUUCCCCACUUCGCUGCUAGCUGUGUCAUUUCUUUUUUCUUAUCGGGAGACGACGGAGGGUCGAACCUAUCAGGGUCCUUUAGCAAGCCGCGGGUUUUCUCCCUUCUCCCUUUUCCUGUUUUUUUCUUUUUGUUUGUACUUUUUAUUUUUUGGGGGCUUAAUUAAUUUUGGUGGCUGAGAGACAACUUCAUCGCCAUCACAGAGCUGCAGCCGGUUGUUUUGAUGGUCUGGGGUCAGUCUGCACCCGCUGACGGACGUAAGCCUCGUGAGUCAGACCACAGGAGGAAAUAUGAGCGCAGCCAAGCCGAGCGGGAUCAAAGUACCUAGCAAAAUAGCUAGGCCUCCUGCAACUGGAGCCCCCAAGACCACCCCCAGCACAGCCAAAGCUGGCGUGGCUGACAAAUCCGCUCCAAAAUCCAGCGGAGGAGAUUCCAAGAACGCCGAGGAGAGCUUCCAGGUCGGGGAGCGAGUGUGGGUGAAUGGCAAUAAACCAGGUUACAUUCAGUUUUUGGGAGAGGCGCAGUUCGCCCCAGGACAGUGGGCGGGGAUUGUUCUAGACGAGGCAAUCGGGAAGAACGAUGGAUCAGUGGCAGGGGUGCGCUACUUCCAGUGUGAGGCCUUGCGAGGGAUAUUUACCCGCCCGUCCAAGCUGUCUCGCACCGAGGGGGAGGCUAAUGGAACUCAGACGGCGCCGCCCUCCCGCGCUUCGUCACCCACCCCUUCGGUUGGAAGUGUUGCCUCGCAGACACCCGCCACGAAAUCUACUACUGCAGCAAAGAAGGCGUCUGCCGCCACCCCAGCUACGCCAGCUACGCCAGCUACACCAGCUGUACCCUCUACCCCAGCCUCCAACCUCACGCGCACAAACAGCGAAUCUGUUUCCAACCUCUCCGAGACCGGAUCAGUCAAGAAAGGAGAGAGAGAACUGAAGAUGGGUGAUCGUGUGUUGGUCGGUGGCACAAAGGCAGGAGUGGUACGUUUCCUCGGAGAAACAGAUUUUGCCAAAGGCGAGUGGUGUGGUGUGGAAUUAGAUGAGCCCCUUGGAAAAAAUGACGGAGCAGUGGCGGGCACGAGAUACUUUCAGUGCCAACCCAAGUAUGGCUUGUUCGCUCCAGUUCACAAAGUCACACGCAUCGGUUUCCCUUCAACGACGCCAGCCAAAGCAAAAACGACAGUGAGGAAAGUAGUGGCCACACCGUCUGGCCUGAAGAGAAGCCCUAGUGCCUCAUCCAUCAGCACCAUGAGCUCUGUGGCCUCCUCUGUUAGCGCAAAGCCCAGCCGCACCGGCCUGCUAACUGAGACUUCUUCGAGGUAUAAUCGGAAGAUUUCAGGCACCACAGCCUUGCAGGAGGCACUGAAGGAAAAGCAACAACACAUUGAACAGUUGAUGGCUGAGAGGGACAUGGAAAGAGCUGAAGUUGCCAAGGCCACUAGCCAUGUUGGAGAAAUGGAGCAAGAAAUUAGUCUGCUUAGGGAUGAUCACGAGCAGAUGGAGUCAAAGAUGGAUCAGUUGCGUGCCUUGGUGGAAGCUGCAGACAAAGACAAGGUGGAGCUGCUCAAUCAGCUGGAGGAGGAGCGUAGGAAGGUGGAAGACCUUCAGUUUCGGGUAGAAGAAGCUUGCAUUACCAAAGGGGAUCUGGAGACGCAGACCAGACUGGAGCAUGCCCACAUUAAGGAGCUUGAACAGAGCCUGCUCUUUGAAAAGACCAAAGCUGAGAAACUCCAAAGAGAGUUAGAAGACACUAGGGUUGCUACUGUGUCAGAAAGAUCCCGUAUUAUGGAGCUCGAGCGGGACCUUUCACUGAGGACUAGAGAGGUGGCUGACCUGCGGCUGCGUCUCGGGAACCAGCCGGGCUCUGAGGAUUCUGACGCUACUAUUUCUCCUCUUAUGGAAGAGAUCAAUUCUCUGAGGGACCAGUUGGCUACCCAAGAAUCUAAUCAGCAAGAAGAGCUUAAGAAGUACAAGGAGAAGCUAGAAGCUCAAGAAAAAACCCACACUGAAGCAGUUGCCCAGCUUCAGGCUACAUCUGUAAGGCUCUCUGGUGACAAAGAAGAGUUGCAGAUGCGUUUGAGCCAGGCUGAGAAGGAGAAUGCCGACACUGUUGAACAGUGGCAGUCCAAGCUGCAGUCUGCCAUGGCCUCUCACCAGCAAGCCAUGGAGGAGCUAAAGGUCUCCUUCAGCAAAGGUGCAGGAGCCCAGACAGAAGAGCUUAUAGAAACCAAAAGUGCACUAGAGAGGCUGAAGUUGGAGCACACACUGGCUCUAGAGGAGGCUGGAGCCAAGCAUGAAGCUGACGCCUCAGCUUGGAGUCAGGAGAUGCAGGCGCUGAAGAAACAGCUGUCGUCUUUGACUGAGGACAAGGAGCGGCUGGAGGAUUCGCUACGAUGCAGUGUCGAAAAAGCAGAGGAGCAGCACCUUGUGGAGAUGGAGGAUGUCCUUGGAAAGCUGCAUGCCGCCGAAGUUAGGGUAAAGGAGCUUGAGGAGAAAGAAGCAGCGCACGAACAGCAGGCCCAAGACAAGGAUAGAGAAACCAAAGAGCAGAUGGCCGAAGUGGUUGCUCUGCGCAGCCAGGUAGCACAAGGUAACCAGGAGCUCGAGGCCCUGAAGAGGCAAUUAGAGGAGGCGCAGAGCCAAGAAAGCAACCAGGGUGCCAAGGUUAGUGAUAUGAGCUCUCAGUUGGAGGGUCUGAAGCAGGAAGUCCUCUCUUUACAGCAGAGUCUGACUACUGUACAGCAGGAGAAAGACAAUCUGGAGCAAGAGCUUGUAGGCCUGAAACAAAAGUUGUCUGAAGGCACAGAGGAGCAGACUAAAUCGACAAAAACUAUGCAAGAAACACUUGAGAAGCUCAGUAAGAAAGAGGAACAGUGCACAUCCUUGGCCACAGAAUCGGAGUCUCUAAGAAGUCAACUUGCCGGCGUCGAGAGGAAGCUGAAGACUGCUGAUGAAAAGCUCGAGCAGCUUUCGAAGGACAAAAGCAAGCUGGAAAAUGACAUUUCAGACAUGAUGAAGGCAUCUGGUGAUAGUUCAGUGCAGCUGACUAAAAUGAAUGAGGAUCUCAUGCAGAAAGAAAGGAGACUUGAGGAAUUGCAGAAUCAACUAGCGGAGGAGAAGGAAAAGGUGGCACACUUGAAUGAACAAAUGCAGCAGGAACAGUCCCACAAGGAGCAGGAGCUGAAAGAGAGCAGAGACACACAUCAGACUGAAAUAAGCUGCCUUCAGGAGAAGAUUUCCACCUUGGAGAAGACUGUUAAAGAGAAGGAGACCCUGGUUGAGGAGCUAAAGGUCUCGCAAGAGAAGUCCCUCUCUCAGGCCUCGGAGCUUCAUGCGAAGGAACUUGAGGCACUGAAGAGUCAGACUGAGACUAUGAAGCAAGAGCUCUCCACCUCCAAGGACAAAAUCCAAGAGCUGGAGCAGACGGUGUCAGAGCUGCAGCCAUACAAGGACCAGGCUCAGUGCCUUUCCUCUCAGCUUGACACCUACAAGCAUGAUGUUGAACAUUUGUCCAAAAAACUGGAAAAUCAGAGUGUAGAUCUGGAAAAAAAGUGUAAGGAAAGUGAGGACUUUAGAGUUGAAAAGGGAAAACUGGAGGAACAGCUUUCAGACGUGGUGACUAAGCUUUCUGCUCUUGAGAUGAGUCACCAGGAACUUUCAGCCCAGCAUGAAGAACUCCAAAUAGCCAGAGAAAAACUUUCCAAACAUCAAGAGGAGCUCCUUGCCAUCAACAAGCGUUCUGAUGAAGAGAAGAUUUCAAUGAACGUGGAACUGGAGAAGCUCAAACACCUUAUUCAUGAAGCACAGGAUGAAAACAAAGAACUGAAGCGUGGCAAAGAUGAAUGUUUGGCCCAAAUUGAAGAGCUUAAACGUACAAAUGCAGAGUCGAGUGACUUGAUCCUGAAGCAUCAGCAGGACAUCCAGCAAAUUGAGGUUAAAAAUAAGCAACUACUUCAGGAUUAUGAAAAUGUCUGCAAAGAGAGGGACCGACUUGAGGAGGACCUCAAGGACAGUAAGUCCAAGCUUACCUUUGAGAUGGACAAUCUAGUAUUAGAGAGAGAUGCUGCUAGAAAUGCCAGAAAAUCCCUUGAUGCUAAGAAUGCAGAGUUGCAGGCAAAACUUAAAUCCCUGAACUUAGAAAAAGAAGAUAUUACGAUGAAGAACACCCAGCUCCAGGCCUUAGCAGAAACACUGACGAAAGAGAAAGUGGACCUCUCUUCUGAAAUCAGUGCUGCUGUGUCAGACAACAAGAGCCUUGAGACUGUGAAGGAGGAGCUGCAGGAUAAGCUCAGUGUUACGAAGAAAGACUUGGAGAGCUACAUCCGUGAAUGUGAAGAACUUAAAGCCUCAAAACUGAGCUUGUCCCAGAUGCUGGAAGAGUUCAAGACGAGCAGUCAGGUGACCGAUUCUGAGAGGCUUCACCUUCUGCAAGAGAAAGAAGAUUUACUUGCAGUCCAAAGAAAAGUGUCUAAUGAGAAGGAAGAGCUCCUCAGAGAGAUAAAAGAAUUAAAGGAGAAGCUUCAGGCCUCAACGGAGCAGCUGUCUCAGUCCAGUGACAAACUAAAAGACGCAUUAUCGUCUUUUGAGCAAGAGAAGCAAACUUUUCUCCUUCAGAAUUCUGAAACCGAGAUGGCUCUGCACGCUUUACGAAAAGAAAAGAUGAGCCUUGAUUCAGCAGUGGAGCAACAGAAAAUGGAUUAUGAGCGUUUGGCAGGUGAGAAGGGAGAAUUGGAGGAGAAGCACACGAAGGCCAUAUCUGAGAAAAAUGCUCUUUCUCUCGAACGUGAUAAGUUAGCUAGUGAUAUCCGUACAAAUAAGGACCAACUGGAUAGUUAUUCCAGAGCUAAUGUUGACCUCGUUCAAGAGAAGACUCAGCUAACAGCAAUGCUGGAGGAAACCAAACGCCAAAAAGAGGAGGUUGAAGCGGAGGUGAACUCUUUGAAACGGGAAAAGGCCGACCUUCAAAAUGAACUGCAGAAAAACUCCUCUGCUAUAGAAAUUCUUGAAAAGGACAAAAUUGAACUUGUUGAAAAGCAUGGUAAGCUAAAAAUGGAUUUUGAGAAGGCUAAUUUAGAGCUUUCCCAAAAAGUGGAUAACCUUACGAAAGACUAUCAGCAGGUCCAGUCGCUGCAAACGGAUACAGACAAAAAUACACAAUCACUGCAGAAAGAGAAUCAGGGGUUGAUUCAGGAGAUCCAGGAGUUAAAAGCACAGUUUAAAUCUUUGUCAGAGGCCAAGCAACUUCUUGAGACCCAGCUACAGAUUGAGUCCAGUGAACGGAAUAAAACAACAUCUGAGAAGGAUGGUCUUUCCAAACGAAUCGAAGAACUGCAGGAAACAUUGUCCAAAGUCACGCAAGAAAAUAAUGAGAUUUCCUCUAACCUUAAGAAUAGUGAUGAGGAGAAGAAGUCCUUCAUGGUUGAUUUGGAAUCUGUGAAAACACAAUUAAGGCAGCAAGAGCAAGAAAAUAGUCAGCUGACAGAAGACAAAGGACAACUUUUAUCGAAGCUUGAGGAGAUGAGCAAACAGAUGACCCUUCUGACCACUGAGAAGGAAGACCUUACAGCUAGCCAGUCUAAAUUUGAGCAAGAGAUUUCUUCCCUUCACACAAACAAAGAAAAUUGGCUCGCAGAACGUUCAAAGCUACUUGAAGAGUUGGAGCGUUUGCAGACUAGUCAGAAACAACUAGAGGUUGACAUCAAGGCCCUGCAGGCCGAUAAAGAGUCUUUGGAAAAGCAGUACAAGGAUGCUGUUUCAGAGGUGUCUGCGUCUGCCGUCGUGAAAGAAGAAAUUUCCUCGAGCAUCACGCAUCUAACGGCUCAGAAGGAUGCCCUGCAGACGGAGAGAGACGAAGCCACUGAGCAAAUCAGGGAGCUCAAGUCGCAACUAAAAAAUGCCAUAUCUAAGCAGCUUGAGGAUGCCGAGGCUUCUGGCAAGUCUGCGGAGGCUCUCGAACAGCUGACGAAAGAGAAAGCUGCUUUGAUGCAGGAGAAGAACAAGGCCCAGUCUUUGCUGGAAGAGCUCCAGAGCUCCAAGAAGGAAAUGGAAACCAAGCUGGAAACACUGAAGACAGAGAACUCCAAGUAUCAAGAAGAUCUGAAUGUAUCCAAAGAGCAGCUUUGCACAGAAACUCAAAGGACCAAGAGUCUGAGCCAGGAAAUUGAGGAGCUCAAAGAAGCCGUUUCUGCAAAGUCGCAGUCGCUGACGACGCUGCAAGAAGAGAACAACAGGCUGACUCAGGAGCUUGAUAACAAACACAAAGGCCAGGGCGACCUGUCGAAGCUCAAGGAUGAGCACUCAAAGCUCAAGAAACGGUUGGAAGAAUUAAAGCAAAGCCUGCCAAAUAAUGCCCUCAGUGAGGGCGCUUUGAAGGAGAAGCUGGACAAGGAGAAGGCGACCCUUCAGCAAUCAGUCCAUAAAAACAGUGCCUUAAUCUCAGAAAAGGACCAGCAGCUGGAAAACCUGAAGAGUGAGCUGACUGUGCUGCGUGGGGAAAGUGCCUCUGUUAAGACACUGCAGGCUACAGUUGAAGCCUUGAAGCAGGACAAAGCUAAACUACAGGAGCGUGUUCAUAGACUGGAGAAGGACCUGGCCACAGGCCCCGACGCCAUUAACGUGUCCUCAGGUGAUGCAGUUUUGGACCAAAUAAGAGAGGAUAAGGAUACUGCAGAGAGUCAGGCAGCGAUUGAGUUCCUGAAUUCAGUCAUUGUCGACCUACAAAGGAAAAACGAGGACCUCAAGGACAAACUGGAGAAGAUGGCCGAUUCUGCUCUCAAUGGGAACAAUCCCAGCGAGCUGGAUAAUUAUGACGGCGAUGACAAGCAGCCCGCGAAGAAGAAGCCUCCCCCGAGGCUGUUCUGUGACAUCUGUGACUGCUUCGACCUCCAUGACACCGAGGACUGUCCCACACAGAUGCAGAUGCCCGACUCCCCCCCGCACUCCACCUACCACGGCAAUAAGGGCGAAGAGCGGCCCUACUGUGACAUCUGUGAGGUCUUUGGCCACUGGACUGACUCCUGCAAUGACGACCAGACCUUUUAAAGCCUUUUUCAACCCUCGUUCGCACAAUCACUAUAUUUGCACAUUACGUUAGAUUGUUCUGUGCUUUUUGGGGUCCUUAGUAUGUGUGUGUGCAUUUUGUGUGCUUGUUUUUGCCAAGCAUCUCUUUCGCUCACGCCAUCCCUUAAGCGCUCUUAUCGGAGAACGGCAUCCUCGGGAGUCUCCUCGCAACAAAAAAAAAAAAUUCAGACAUCCAGAAAACGUCCAUACAGGAGAAAACUGAUUUUAUUUGUAAUUGUGAACGAGUUUGCUGGAAAAAUGUUAAUGGGGUUUGUGAGAGUGAGAGGGUACUAUAGGUGGAUGUAUCGGUGAUCUUCUUCGGAUCCUUUAAUUUAUCAAUAUCCCAACGAUGUUUGCACAGCUUGUCAAGGGGUUACAAAGAUUAUAUAGUGUGAUUUAAAAAAACAAACAAAAAAGGUGUUUAUUUGCAACUGUAAAUUACAAAAAAAAAAAAAUAUCAGUUUGCGCAAAAAUUGGUGAGCUAUAGUUUAUUUUUUUAUGCCUGGAAAUACUAAGUACUCUUUAAAGGUUUGAUAGUAUGUGUGUAAUUGUGUCUCGUCUGGAGUGGAGCAAUGAAACCUGGUGUUGUUUGGCUUUAAUAGGAACUUUUUUAUGGUCUACAUGAAGGGACAGCUGGACGAUGGGGUAAGACAGAAGCAGUUAAAGCACUUCACACUGACUGUUUACCCUCAGUUCCAGUCAAAUGGCCUUUCCAGAAAGUUUCUUAGCAAUUUAAAGGUAAUUUCUCUUUGGAACCAUUAAAGACGCCUUUCUUCAAACAUGUUUUGAUUAUCUGUAUAAAAAAUAAAUUAAAUUUAUGGAUUAAGUAAAA